UUGGCAAACCGAGCAGAAGAAGAGAGAUCGGAAGGCUGAUCGGUUGACCUGGUGGUUUGUUGAAGAAGAACAAAUGGAUUUCAAGUCGUACCCAGUGAUACCAUCGCCGCGUGGAUCCACAUGGAAAGCGUACAUUCUGCAUCGCAUCAAAAUACUACGAAUGGGAAUGCAAGCAUAUGCGACUCGAAAAUAUGCACGAUUGGAUCUCGAUCACCACAUCAAGGCUACCAAAACAAGUGAUAAAGUUGCCAUGCGGGUAACGAACAACAAACCGUCUUGGAUUUGGAUUGGUGCUGGAGAAAUGGCACCAAAUCGGCCAUGGGGCAUAAAGAAGCGGAAAAGAUGCCCGGGAACGCGUAAAUUGGCGACCAGCUUCAAGAAACAAGAGCACACAAAGGUCAGUUUUCAAGAUGAAUGGGGUACAUCAAUAACGUGUGCCAAUUGUCACGAGCGAUUUCCAAGAGAAACCAAAAAUCAUCGAUUCAAAAUUUGUCGAAAUUGCAUACCAAAACCGAUUGUUGGACUACCACCGAUAAUUGUGACGAAUUUGAGCAGACAAGAGCUUAAGAAAGAGCGAAUUGUAGAGAGAGCAAUCAAUCCAGAUCGUGAGAACAUCGAGCGUUUAGUGCCAAAGAUAAAAGUUAUCUUCAAAACUUGGUCAUUAACUCGAGAAUACCAUGAAUUGGGUGAUGCUGCACCAGAAGACAUGAUUGAGCACGUAGUCAUUUGGCACCGUGACAUUGUUGCCGCAAAGAAUAUUUUAUUCAAAGGAAUGUGUCGUCUUUUUGGCAUACCAUUGCCCGAUUCGUUGAAGAGACCUGACAAUCCACACCAUGCGAACAAUGUCAACUGAUAGCAGCAUAAAAUCAACAAUAAUCAUAAGAAGAAUAUUUUAACAAUUUUGUUAGUUACUAGGCGUGAAUAGUUUAAAUCCAAGGAUUUCUAUUGUACCCUUGACCGCAGUACGGGUCCCUAUUUAGGGCUGUGCGGAAUAUAAAAGAA
Contarinia nasturtii (swede midge) is the source of this 1002-nucleotide messenger RNA. RefSeq lists its product as uncharacterized. The transcript is spliced from 2 exons. Bases 74 to 853 code for a protein of 259 amino acids. The record is from RefSeq and is a predicted model, not a curated record. Lineage: Eukaryota; Metazoa; Arthropoda; Insecta; Diptera; Cecidomyiidae.